Molecule: messenger RNA, 2388 nt
Organism: Hemiscyllium ocellatum (epaulette shark)
Lineage: Eukaryota; Metazoa; Chordata; Chondrichthyes; Orectolobiformes; Hemiscylliidae
Product: lysophosphatidic acid receptor 6-like
Exons: 1
Coding region: 575-1597 (340 amino acids)
Biological process (GO): positive regulation of Rho protein signal transduction; phospholipase C-activating G protein-coupled receptor signaling pathway
Cellular component (GO): membrane
Molecular function (GO): lysophosphatidic acid receptor activity
Source: RefSeq, a predicted model, not a curated record
CAAUGUUCACGAGGUUGAGAUACAUUAUCUGAAUUCAGUUAUUUCGUGCGGGCACUGUUGGCAGUAGAAAGGUGUGACUGCUUCAAGUUUAUUGCUAAGAAUCUUGUUACAGGAAGUGGAAUACGAUUCUCACCAGCUUUAGUCGAAUAUUCUUGCAAGACACUGAGCAACGAUCUUACCGUACGUAUUAAACGACUUAGGAAGGCUGGAUUUAGCUUUGUCUACACAACUAGACGUCAGAUUCCCAAGAACGGAAUUCCUACUGUGGAGUUGCACAAGCGGGGUCAGUCACAUCAAUGCUCUUUUAAAAACAGGUUUAAAAUCCGGACUUUUGGCAAAACAGAUUAACUUGUCGGAAAUGGCUUUAACCGGUAGCCAAACGAAACCGAUAUUGAAUGAACAGCCCAAUGUUCACUCUGUACAAUAAACCAACGUUCGCCUUAAAGAUAAAAGGAAAGAAGCCAUUUCACACCAUUGUGUAACAAGGUGCAAUUCCACCGUCACUCUAACCCAGGGGAAAUGUCCUACCAGUGAACCAAACGGAAGCAUAGCUAUCUCGGGAGCAGUCCUCAGCAUGGCAGAACCAAACUUUACAUGUAACCCGAACGACUCCUUCAAGUAUACAUUGUACAGCAGUGUGUACAGUUUGGUGUUUCUAAUUGGCCUCGUGUCAAAUUGUGUGGCUCUGUACGUCUUGAGGUGUUCCUUACAACUCCGAAACGAAACGAUAACCUACAUGACCAACCUGGCAGUGUCAGACCUGUUGUUUGUUUUCACGCUGCCCUUUCGGAUUUUUUAUUAUGUGACAAGAGACUGGCCUUUUGGGGAUUUGCUGUGCAAGGUUUCGGGAACGCUGUUUCUCACCAACAUGUAUGGGAGCAUCCUCUUCCUGACCUGCAUCAGCGUGGAUCGCUUCCUGGCUAUCGUUCACCCUUUUCGAUCAAGGAUGCUGAGGACGAAAAGAAACGCCAUCAUUGUGUGUGUGGCCGUGUGGGUGACAGUGCUCACGGGAAGCGUGCCUGCAACCUUUUUGCGAACCACCAACAAUACAGCCAACCAAACCAAGACCUGCUUCGAGAACUUCUCCAGCCAGGCUUGGAAACACUUUCUGUCGAAGAUUGUCAUAUUCAUUGAGAUCGUGGGCUUCUUUAUUCCUCUGCUGUUGAACAUCUUCUGUUUCUCAAUGGUGCUUAAGACUUUAAAACAACCCAUUACUCUUUCCCGAAGCAAGUUAAACAAGAAAAAAGUUCUCCGCAUGAUUGUGGUCCAUUUCCUCAUUUUCAUCACCUGCUUCGUACCCUACAAUGUAACUCUGGUGAUGUAUUCACUGGUAAGGACUGGAACAGUGGGAAACUGCUCUGUCGUGACCGUAGUUAAAGCAAUGUACCCCAUUACGCUAUGCUUUGCCGUAUCCAACUGUUGUUUUGACCCAAUUGUGUAUUACUUCACUUCAGAAACUUUUAAGAAUUCCAUCAAACGAAAGUCCAAGUCACUCCGGCUGGACUCGGACUUUGAGACUUCGCCCUCUGCCAGCUUCCUCAGUAGUACCGUAAGAACACUCAAAUCCAAAAUGCUCAAUUCAGAGUCGACUGUUUAAGAUCUCUGUGGCGGGUUUUUGUCACCAAAUAAAUUCUGAACCAAUUAUAAAUGUCGAUAUCUGGUAGAAUCUCACAAUCCAUACAGUGUGGACACAGGCCUUUCGGCUAAUGAGUCCACACCCAGACCCAUUCCCCAGCCCUGUUACUCUACAUUUACCUCUGACUAAUGCAUCUAACCUACCCACCCUUGAACACUAUGGGGUAAUUUAGCAUGGCCAAUUUCACCUAUCCUGCACAUCUUUGUGAUUGUGGGAGGAAUCCCACGCAGACAGUCGCCCGAGGCUGAGUUCAGGCGCUGUGAGGCAGCAGUGCUAACCACAAAGCCGCUGUCGUGUUAAGCAUGUAGUUUUAUAAUAAUAAAAUACAACAUUAAUUAUUGCCAAUGGGCUGUAGAAAAUGGUUCUAUCGCCCUGUUUCCAAAUGGGAGUAUAGUACUGUUAUAUAACUGAAAGGCAACGUUCUUUUUAACAAACCAGGGAUAUUGCACAUGACGACUGGGGGAGGGGCCGGGGAAAACAAAAGGAACAGAUCGUUUUCAUACAUAAUCACUACUCACUUCAACGCAUUCUUUAAUUUUUAUACUCAAGUUUCAUAUAAUGAAGUAGGUAAUUAACAAACAUUGGUUAUAUCAAUGUAGCGAGAUUGUCAGUGGUACAAAAGGAACCUAUAACCACUAGGCAUUGUUUUUACUAUGCAGGACAUUGAAAUGUAUAUUAAUAUGUUCUAAAUAAUUUUUAUAUUUUUAAACAUUUGUAUUUGUUUAAAAUAAAUCUAACAUUUGGCCAUUUUA